AUGGACUCCAAGCUGGCCUGGACACAUUGCUUGCGAUUUUACGUACACCCACCCUUGGAAAUUAUCUUCAUCGUUUGGACCUCUACGGGACUGCUAUUAUUCAGUUUGAUUGUAACUCCGGAAGUUCCGGAGGCACUUGAGUUCAAGGAUGCCCUUGUUAUGCUGCUAGUUGCAGCUGCCCCGAAUCUUGAAUCUAUUUCGAUGUAUCCAUUACUAGGAUAUUCUCUAUUUCCAUCCUCUAAGACUCAUGAAGGCGUAAAUCUUCUCGAAAGAUUGCUAUCUCAUGCUUCCAAUUUUCCAGAGUCGAUACCAUACUGCCAGAAUUUACGGAAUAUUAGCUUCCGCCCAGACGAUGCACUCAACGAAUGGAACGAGUAUGAGGAAGAUCCAUAUUAUCAUCGGCUCAACAUGAUUCGCAAGCUAUCAGCCGUUGAAUCGGUAGCUUUCAAGCUAGCAACUUGGAGUAAUGAAGCCGGAAUACCGCCUCCUCCCCGCUCCGCGAACUACACCAAUAUUAGUUUUACACACUCUGCGAUGAACACUUGGGACCUUUGCCGGGGCAUACCCACGUUAUGCGUAACCCCGAUAUUCAAGUCCCUUUUGAUCCAUCGCCAGACCCUAGAACAACUGAAUCUGGAUAUGGAGGGCCAUUCACCUCGACAGGAACUCUAUGACGAGGAAUAUUCAGCUAGUAAAGGAGAAGGGAUGACCGAGGACGCGCAGAAAGAAUAUGAGGAGCAAUGGGCGGACGAGCUGCGGGAGAUAGCUACCCCAGAAAUCACACCACAGCGCGCCUCCUUGAAAGACUUUCCACAACUCAAGCAUCUCAGUAUUGGAGCCCAUGCAUUAUGCUAUUUAGCUCGUGGUGCAGGAGAUGGCAAGGGCCCAAUUGACUCAAAACCUUUCAAUCUGGUUGAUCAUAUCCCGUCUACCCUAGAGUCUCUCCGUAUUUACGAGCACGGACAAGCCGUGAAUGCAGGUGCUCCUUUUCUGGAUUACGAACCUGAUCUGGAUGUUGAUGCCCAACUUACGCAACUGGCGCACGAAAAAGAUGCGAAACUGCCAGGACUGAAGGUUUUUGAAGGCGUUGAUCCGUAUAUUCCAAACGGAUUCACUGUGAGACGGCAGGAAGAAAAUGAUCUAAACCUUUUCUGA
Messenger RNA from Penicillium vulpinum, 1155 nucleotides. RefSeq lists its product as uncharacterized. The record is from RefSeq and is a predicted model, not a curated record. NCBI's taxonomy places the organism in Eukaryota, Fungi, Ascomycota, Eurotiomycetes, Eurotiales, Aspergillaceae. The transcript has 2 exons. The coding region runs from base 1 to 1155 and encodes 384 amino acids.